Messenger RNA from Pollicipes pollicipes, 1314 nucleotides. RefSeq names its product coiled-coil domain-containing protein 183. NCBI's taxonomy places the organism in Eukaryota, Metazoa, Arthropoda, Thecostraca, Pollicipedomorpha, Pollicipedidae. Gene Ontology annotation, cellular component: ciliary rootlet; ciliary tip; cilium. Gene Ontology annotation, biological process: cilium movement; outer dynein arm assembly. The transcript has 8 exons. The record is from RefSeq and is a predicted model, not a curated record. The coding region runs from base 139 to 1314 and encodes 391 amino acids.
GGUGGGUGGGCUUAAGGCAGAAAAAUUGGACAAUUUCCUCUCAAUUCGCGGCUCAAGAUAUCUGGUUUAUGCUGGAAACUACGUAGGUAAUAACACCGCUGAAUUUGAUCAUAGCCAAAUCUCUUACUUUGCGCAUUCAUGAUUCGAAACAACAAAAGCAAUACGAUGGAGACAGCUCGUCCCAAGUUUGUUCUUCCUGCCGAUGAACGAAUUUGGACUCUAAAGCCUGAAGUACUACUGGCAAGAGGAAAAUGCGACCUCCAGGGCAAGGAGGAGAAAGCCAUUCGAGGUGCCAUCAAGGACGCCAUCUCAACGUACAGAAAAGAGACCGUGUCCCUCGGAGAGAACAACAUGGAGGAGAGAAAGCAACUGGUGCAGCUUCUCGCCAAAUCAUCAGAAGAGGCCGAAGAGAUCCUCAUCCGCCGCUGCACCUACGACCCGGCCAAAGUGCACAAGUACCGCGGCAAGGACGCCCAGGAUAUCUCUGAAAACAUCGACGAAGAAAUUGCGUUCCUUAAGAACGUCCUGAACGAGCUGUCCAACAAGCGCAAGCAGCGGACGCAAACACUGCUGGACCAACAGCGUUUUUUGGCGUCCAUGCAGGUGAACCACGAGAUGAGGGAUGACCAGUUCCCCGAUGAGGAGCAGCGCUGUCGUACUCUGGAGUGCCAACUGGAAAAGAUCAACCAGAAGAUGGCCGUUACGACUAACGUCACGGACAAGUACCACGAUUUCGUUGACAAGCUCAAUCGGGAAAAGGUGGUUUACGAAGCCAGGCUGAACAAGCUUCAGAAAUGCAUCGAACAAGAUAUGCGCGACCUCGAAACAUGUCACGACAUCAUGAUGAAGGGCCACAUCCUGGGACAUGACGCAGCUGUCAAGCUUGACGACCGGGAAACAACAUAUGUUGCCGAGAAAAAGGAGCGCGAGAAUGACAUCAAAAGCAUCCGGAGAGAGGUGCAGAGGAAAGAAGAGCUGCCAGUCCGGAAAAAGGCAACCCUGGCCGAGGUGGACCUGGACAAGGUCCUGAAGGAGCACCAGAAUAUGUUCUCACAGAUGCAGGAGCGCCGGAAGACAAUGGCGGAGGUGGACAACUGGGAGCUGGACUACGAGCAGCUACAGGAUGUCACCCGUGCCAAGGACGCGGCCGGCGUCACCAAGCAGUUUGAGCGACAGGCGGCCCGGCAUACGUACCUGCAAAGCGAGCGGGAACGGGUGGAGACGCGGAGGCGGCAACAGCUGCAGCUGCUCUCUGACAAGGAGACAGUGCUCUCAUCCGUACGCCACACCGGUGCCGAGGCCAUGGUGGAGUGA